Molecule: messenger RNA, 744 nt
Organism: Fraxinus pennsylvanica
Lineage: Eukaryota; Viridiplantae; Streptophyta; Magnoliopsida; Lamiales; Oleaceae
Source: the annotation of a GenBank genome assembly
AUGGGUUCUAUAAGCUUGUUAGAGAAGCCUCAUGUAGUUUGCAUACCAUUUCCAGCACAAGGACACAUUAAUCCCAUGUUGAAACUAGCCAAACUCCUUCAUCAAAAAGGUUUUCAUGUCACUUUUGUUAACACGGAGUUCAACCAUGGACGUCUCCUCAAAUCUAGAGGUCCCGACUCACUCAAAGGCCUCUCGUCCUUUAGGUUUGAGACGAUUCCCGAUGGCCUUCCUAUAUCGGAUGCUGAUGCUACACAAGAUAUCCCCUCCUUGUGUGAAUCCACUACCAAUACUUGCUUAGCUCCAUUUAAGGACCUCCUUGCUAGACUAAACGAUACGGUUUCGUCAAAUGUACCACCGGUUUCAUGCAUUAUUUCUGAUGGAGUUAUGAGCUUCACUCUUGAAGCUGCGGAAGAAUUAGGCAUCCCUGAAGUUCUCUUUUGGACUACCAGUGCAUGUGGCUUCUUGGCCUACACGCAGUAUGCCAAGCUCAUCGAGAAGGGAUAUGCACCCCUUAAAGAUGCAAGUUACUUGACCAACGGAUACUUGGAUACAAUUAUAGCAGAUGAGAUUCCGGGCAUGGAAGGCAUACGUUUGAAAGAUAUUCCAAGCUUCAUAAGAACCACGAGCCUAGACGAAUAUAUGGUUUUCACCAAUAAAUAUAUUCCAGAAAAAAAGCAUACAAUAAAGGUCAUUGAACAAAAUUUGGAAGGGACGAAAAUCAUCUUCAUUCACUGCGCCAGUUGA